Molecule: messenger RNA, 3643 nt
Organism: Salmo salar (Atlantic salmon)
Lineage: Eukaryota; Metazoa; Chordata; Actinopteri; Salmoniformes; Salmonidae
Source: RefSeq, a predicted model, not a curated record
GACAAAAGAAUACAUGAGAAGAUUGGAGCUGCAGCAGAGGAGAAGGCAACAUGAGAAUAUAGCCAUCGCACAUCAUACCACAUCAUACACAUAGCUAGUAUACAUUACCAGAAACAUCAUCACCAUCAUCAUUACUACUUUUAUUAUUUUAUGCUCACUAUUCAAUAGAGAAGUUUAAAACUCCAGUUUUGUAAUUCAGAACACUGUUCCCAUGAUGUCAUACCUGUGGAUUCUCCUGCUGGGCAGUUUGGUGAUUGGAGCCAAGACACAAGAAGACCCUGCUGCUGAGCCAGAAACAAAGGAAGCAGAGGCAGAAGCAGCAGAGCCCGAGGCAGAAGCAGAGGAAGUAGCCGCAGAGGAGGCCCCAGCAGCUGAGGAGGCUCCGACAGAAGAAGUGGAGGAGGCUGCAGAAGAGGAGGAGGCUGCAAGUUCUGAGGUGGCUCCGACUACAGACCAAGAGGCUGCAGCUGCAGAAGGGGAGGCUCCGGCUACAGACCAAGAGGCUGCAGCUGCAGAAGGAGAGGCUCCGGCUACAAAGGAUGAGGCUGCAGCUGCAGAAGGAGAGGCUCCGACAGAGGACACAGAAGUAGUAGAAGAACCAGCAGUGGAAGUAGAGGUGGCCCCUGAAGCUGAGCCAGAACCAGCGGAGGCGGCAGAACCAGAAGCAGAGGAACCUGCUGUAGAAGAGGAAGCUGCAGAGUCGGAAGCGGCGCCUGCACCAGAAGACGGAGGUGAACUAGAUCUGUCUGAAGCUGUUGAACCAGAAGCUGAGCCUGAAGCACAAGAGGAGAGCGAGCCCACAAAGAAGACACCCACGGGAGGGAAGAGCCGCAGAGGGGGCUCAGUUGGCACAGCGGAAGCUCAAGGGGCUAGCUCUGGCUCGGUUGUGAGCAUUCUGUGUGCUAUCGGCGUCGCGAUCGUUGGAGCUGCCACCGGAUACUUCGCCUAUCAGAGGAAGAAGCUCUGUUUCAAGAACAGUGGAGGGGACGUAGUGAGUGCCCCUAAGGAGAAGGCUGAGACCCAGUCAGAUCCCCAGGGUACGUAUACUCAGCAACUUGCUGACUAAUUCAUCCUAGAUCAUCUGAGAUUCCACUGGAAAAGAACCAGGACCAGCGGCAGAGUUUCCCAUAACGCACACACACACACACACACACACACACACACACACACACACACACACACACACACACACACACACACACACACACACACACACACACACACACACACACGCGCGCAUACGCAAACACUCAAACACAGAUUCGUCUCAAUCUUUAGGCCUUGAACUGAUAUAGCUGUAAAACUGUGAGAUAGUUGUGUGGGGUUAUGAACCUUCAGCACCACGUUAGAGUGUGAGACCAAUCAGUAGUAUCUCUGUGUCUUCUAAUGAUCACAUUUGUAAUCUGUUUAAAGGGGUGACAUUUUCUGUCCACUAAACCGCACCGAAACAAUGUAAGCCUAUUUCUCCUAAUACUAGUACUGGGAUGUACUGUACUGUAGCUCAGAACCUCAUUCUAUGUUGUCUAUGAGAAGGCAAGGCAAUUUAUAUGGAUCUAACGUAAACAAUGUGUAUAGGCACAGCUCAUGAUUAUUAGUUCCUAGACUAUUUUGGAUAAAAUGGCUCCUCUAUUUGAAAUGGUACCUUUGUUUGUUGUUGGUUUCUUUGCAAUGAUUUAGCCUGGUCCCGUGUUGAUUGUGCUAUAUCCAACUCUUUUAGCCUGGUCCCAUAAUGAAUGUAGCCAACUCCUUUAGCCUGGUCCCAUAAUGAAUGUAGCCAACUCUUUUAGCCUGGUCCCAUAAUGAAUGUAGCCAACUCUUUUAGCCUGGUCCCAUAAUGAAUGUAGCCAACUCUUCUAUCAUUGUCAAGCCAUACACAUUUGGGGUAACAAUUAAGGAACUCCGAGAUGAGUUGGCUAAAGCAGCAACAGACUGGACCACCUGGCAAGUAGUGUUGUUCAGGAAGCUGUAUGAGAGCUGGUAAGUGGAAGCUGUAUGAGAGCUGGUUAAGAGGACAGAAGAAGUCACCCCUGUUGUGUGUUUGCUUGGUAUUUGGGGGGCUUGGAGACCUUUACUGGUGGGUUGUCUAAAAUGUAACAAUGAAUGUGAACAUUUAUCAAAUCAAAUCAGAGUUUAUUAGUUGCAUGCAAAGGGUCGCAGAUGUAAUUGCAGGGUACAGUGAAAUUUUUAUGCUCCGAGCGCCAAAAAUGCAGGUCAAAGAGCUCUGUUGAAAUAGUCUGUGUUACAAUAUAAUGCUGUACUGCUCUGUAAAUGCCUUACAUUAGAUGGUUCACCUGGCAGGCCUGACCACGAUUCUAUCUCACUACUAGUGCCAGUCUGAAAUGGCUCCCUGUUUCCUCUAUAGUGGAAUACUUUUGGAGCCCUGUUAUGAAAAGAAUAGGGUGCCAUUUUGGACAUAGUUCAGGGGGGGGGGUUCGAGGAGUACGGCCUGCGGGCCGUAUCCGACACUUCAAUCCGGCCCGUGAGACAUACCCCCUUUUCUCCCCAAUUUCGUGGUAUUCAAUUGGCAGUUACAGUCUUGUCCCAUUGCUGAAACUCCUGUACGGACUCGGGAGAGGUGAAGGUCGAGAGCCAUGCGUCGUCCGAAACACGACUCAGCCAAGCCGCACUGCUUCUUGACACAAUGCCCGCUUAACCCGGAAGCCAGCCGCACCAAUGUGUCAGAGGCAACACCGUACACCUGGCGACCGUGUCAGCAUGCAUGUGCCUGGCCCGCCACAGUAGUUGCAAGAGCACGAUGGGACAAGGAAAUCUCGGCCUGCCAAACCCUCUCCUAACCCAGACGACGCUGGGCCAAUUGUACACCGCCUCAUGGGUCUCCCAGUCACGGCCAGCUGUGACACAGCCUGGGAUCGAACCCGGGUCUGUAGUGAUGCUUCAAGCACUGCAAUGCAGUGCCGUAGACUGCUGUGCCACUUGGGAGGCCUCCGCAAAUUGAUUUUAACAAACAAUUGGUCCCCCAAUUCUUGAAUAUCAAAAUCCCGAUGUGGCCCUCGAGCAACGUUUGCCCACCCCUGCUCUAGACUUAGGCAGGACUGUCACACACAUCACCAUGGAGACUGUCAGGGGUCUCCAACGCCCGUCCUGGAGAGCUACUGGGUGCACUGUGCUGUUAACGCAGGUCUGGAACAAAAGCCUGCACACCCAGCAGCUCUCCAAGAUCAGAAUUGGAGAACCCAGUGCCUGCUUCACACUAUCGGGCUGACCCGAACAAUACUGUGCUGGCCAGCAUAUUUUCUUUUCAUAUUGUCCUUUCUAACAAGGCUCCAGCAACUAUGGUGGAUGUGUAACCAGGCCAGCCCAGUACAGCUUCACAGUCGAAGACUAAAACUCCGGAGAAGCACUUUCUGUUUAGCCUGGUCCCAUGAUCUGUGUGUCCUUUAGCCAAUUAACUGCUCUGAAUAUCAUUGUCUUGACAAGGCCUCUUUUGGAGAAGCACUUUCCCAAUCUGGUCAUGUUUUGAGUAAUGAUGAUACAAGUUGCUAUACAGAGACCUACGGUCUUCUAUUUAAGGAAUCUGUCUUUAUCUUGUGUUUGAGAAUUGUGUGAUUUUAAUCUUUUAGCACUUAUUUGUUUUGCUUUGAAUAAUGUUGGAGACCUGAAUAAAGGAGCUGUUAAGGGGGAA